AUGGCCCUCACCCGAUUCUCAGUUUUGGCUCUUCUCGCCUUGUCGGCGAUUGUGCAAGCUGGUGUAUACCAGAGGUUCUCCGACAUUCAGAAUGUUAAAUUUGAUUUUGUUGUCGUCGGAGGCGGAACAGCUGGCAACGUCCUUGCGAAUCGCCUGACGGAAAAUCCCAAGUUCAAUGUUCUUGUUUUGGAGGCGGGCCCGUCGCACGACGGAGUCCUGGAUGCCCAAGUUCCGUUCCUGGCAGGCAACCUAUGGAAUACUCCUUACGACUGGAAUUAUACGACUACGCCCCAAAGUGCCCUGCAAGGCAGGACUGUAGUUUAUCCUAGAGGCCAUAUUCUUGGAGGUUCGAGCUCGAUUAAUUUCAUGAUCUACACCCGCGGUCCAUCCUCGCAAUACGAUGAUUAUGCACGCAUCGUCGGCGACCCAGGCUGGUCAUGGAAUCGACUUCAGCCAUACUUCCGAAGGAAUGAGCGUUGGGUCGAACCUGCAGACCGACACGAUACCCGAGGGCAAUUCGACCCUUCCAUUCACUCCAAGAAAGGCAUCAAUGCUGUCAGCCUCGCCGGGUUUCCAACCCCUGUAGAUGGGAUGAUCGUUGGCGCUGCGAAGCAGCUAGGGGGUGACUACCGCUACAAUUUGGAUUAUAGCUCUGGCAAUAUGUUGGGUAUCGGAUGGGUUCAGACAACUAUCGAUGGAGCGUCGAGGAGCAGCUCGGCGACGUCGUACCUUGGAAGCCGCUAUUUGGGAAGGAGAAACCUUUACGUCGUGUUGAAUGCGCAAGUUUCCAAGCUGGUACACACCUCCGGUACUCGGGUUCCUGCAUUUAGAGGAGUCGAGUUCCGUGAGAACGGCGGAGGCCCUCUCAAGCGCGUAACGGCAACAAAAGAGGUUCUUCUCUGUGCAGGUGCUAUCGGCUCUCCCCACAUCUUACUCAACUCCGGCAUCGGCGACGCCAAAGCUCUCAAGUCCAUCGGGGUCAGGUCCAUCGUCAACCUACCUGAUGUUGGGCGCCACCUCGGCGACCACGUCGCGACAGCCAAUCCCUGGAUCGUCAAUGGGAAUCAGACCUUUGAGACUCUGAAAGAGCCUGAUGAGAGUGCGGAAUUCCUUCAACAGUGGAAGCAGAACGGGACUGGGCCAUUCGUCAACACGAUUGUCUCUCAUCUGGGUUUCUUCCGCGCGAAAGGUAGCCCUAAAUCCUCGAAUACACCCGAGUACGAGUUCCUGAUUUCGAAUGGCCUGAUCAUUCCUAAUCCCCUCGUUCCUUCUGGACGGAAUUUCUUUACAAUUGUCACAGCCCUGAUGACACCUAAAUCCACCGGCUCUGUCCGACUUAGGUCCAGUAAUCCCUUUGAUGCACCGCUCGUCGAUCCGGGAUUCCUCAAAGACAAAUCAGACGUAGACCUUCUCAAGGAGUCGAUAAAGAGUGCAUUCAAGUUCGUUGCGGCUCCGACAUGGUCGAAAUACAUCGUUGCGCCGACUGGUGGGCUGGAAAGCACGAACACGGAUGCUGGGUUGGAAGACUUCAUCUUGAAUAACGCCGGAACGUUCUUCCACCCUACGAGUUCGGCCAAGAUGUCCAAGAAGGGAGCCAAGGAUGGCGUCGUUGAUCCUGAUCUGAAAGUUAAGAACGUGGAUGGAUUGCGGGUUGUAGAUGCUUCGAUCUUCCCUUAUAUCUUCGGCGCUCAUCCGCAGGCUGCGGUUUAUGUCUAUGCGGAACGAGCUUCAGAUUUGAUCAAGGCUGCAUACUCUGCCUAA
Messenger RNA from Cyclocybe aegerita, 1761 nucleotides. The record is from the annotation of a GenBank genome assembly. NCBI's taxonomy places the organism in Eukaryota, Fungi, Basidiomycota, Agaricomycetes, Agaricales, Hemipholiotaceae.